AUGGUAUCAUUUGGAGAGAACCGAAGGGCAAACUCAAUGCAGCUCUAUAACUCAGUCGUAUUCUUGGCCUGCGGAGUGACCGAACGAAUCAACAGCUACCUUCACUACAUUGGACUUACAAUGUCGCGGAAAACAGCACUCUCAGCUCUCGAUCGAUUGGGUCAUCAAGCAAAGAAGAGAAUUGCUCAAAAACUCUCUGUCUCUGCAAGAAAACCUCUCUCGCCCCUACUCUGCAUCGACAAUAUCGACUUUGAGGAGCGCGUUCAUUUCAAAUCAGUGGAAAAGACUAGCCACAUGUUCCAUGGAACAUGGGGCUAUGUUCAUACCCUCGAUCCCAGUCUCAUCCUCGAAGCCGACCCAGAAGAAUUCUCUAUGAGUCAAUUCCAGAAGGCAAUUAAAGAUUCAGUUAACCUCAAGAUAUCACCAACAAUGUUUCUCCCAACAUUCGAAGAGGAAUCUCACUUUUGUAAUGCCAUCAAAAGUCAAAUUGCUCAAGUUAUGAUGUCUUACAUAGCAACAACAGACGAUCCAAAGAGCUCAAUUCCACUCGAGCCACCUUCGAUUGAUCAAAUACGUGCUCAAAAGCCAGACAUCGAAAUGUUUGAACUAAUGUUGGCAUCCGAUAACUGCGCCGAAGGCAUUGGCGAAAUCUUGACUGAUAUCAUCAAACAAACCAAUCUGACUCCUGACGAAUUUUUCUCAGAGCUGCAGAUCAUGGACGGCGACCUCGGUACUCUCCAAAACAUGGAAUGCUUGCGAGGCCAAAGAAAACCGAGCGGACACAAGGAAGAUAGCCUUGGAAAUAUCUUCAUGCUUUUGGGGGCUUCUCAUACCCUAUGGAAUAUAGCUCAAGCAAUCUAUCUCAAGCAUUUUGGAAACAAUAAAACUCAAGACGACCUUGGUGCCUGGAGGACUCUUCAAGCCCUUGGACUUCCCUCAGAAAAACCAGCCGCAAAAAACGACUUCACUCUUAUGCUUACAAGCAUCCAGAAGAUUCACGAGGUCACUCUUAUCCAUUGUCUACUACUUGUCAUGGGAAUCCCUCGAACCAGCUUACCAAACGAGAAGAUCAAGUUGAAAGCAAAAUCAAUCAACCACGUUAUCAACUUAUGCUAUGAUCGAUUCUUUGGCUGCACUCAACUCAAAAAGGCCGAAACUUUCAAUUCUCCCAAAUUGUUCAACCUCAUGACUCGAUUACGUGAUUUUGCUACAAUAGUUGAGGCUGAUCGAUCGAUGAAGGCGGGAGAUAUUGGUCGAUUGUUAAAUAUCUGGCGAAGAUGGUCGGUGAUGGCACAAGGCAUCACAGGUUUAACUCACUACGCAAUACACCUCCCUAGAAUGAUAAUCCUAAUCACCAAAGUCCUCCCCCCUGCCCUCCGCCACGCAAUACAACAUUCCCUCCUAAUCACACCAAGCGGACGACCAAAUCACUUUGUCGCUAAGGAUUUUUUCCUUGAGACUGAAAAUUACUGGCUCAAGUAUUUUUUUAACAAUAAUGGAGUUGGAACAAGUGCGAAACGAUUGCGAGAUGUCUUUUCAUCCAAUGUUCCAUUGGUUAAUCCGAUCAAUCAAGGAUGA
Messenger RNA from Puccinia graminis f. sp. tritici CRL 75-36-700-3, 1578 nucleotides. RefSeq lists its product as uncharacterized. NCBI's taxonomy places the organism in Eukaryota, Fungi, Basidiomycota, Pucciniomycetes, Pucciniales, Pucciniaceae. The coding region runs from base 1 to 1578 and encodes 525 amino acids. The record is from RefSeq and is a predicted model, not a curated record. The transcript has 3 exons.